This is a messenger RNA of Paramuricea clavata, 1524 nucleotides long. Lineage: Eukaryota; Metazoa; Cnidaria; Anthozoa; Malacalcyonacea; Plexauridae. The record is from the annotation of a GenBank genome assembly.
AUGAAUGAUAUAUGUCCAGUUUGCGAAAAUGAUAUCGAUGGUGCCCAUGUAUGUUGUGGUUGCAAGCAAGCUGUCCAUUUAUUUAUCUGUGGAGAUCCUGUGCCGAACAGUGCCGAAGGUUAUGGUCAGCCUGUCAUUUGCUUCAAAUGUAAAGAAAAUAAAAAAGCCAAAACUGGUGAGUUACUAACUUAUUAAUUUAUCAUAAAGUCUAUUUAAAACAAUUGCAUUUUCACAUUUGUGAUUAUGGUAUUCACAUAGUGGCACAAUGUGUUGUGCAUUAUACACCCAGGUCGCAUUAGCCUAAGUUAAAAUAGUUGAAAGCAAGGUUGUGUUUUUAAACAAUUUGACAAUUUUUUUAAAUGUUAGUUAGAAAAUAUGCUGUACAGGAUAUGAUCAUACUGUAACUGAAAGAUUUAUGUUUGGAGAGGAGGCCCUUGGUGCCCUUACUGAAUAGUUUUGAAACCUGACUAGUUUUUCUAAACUCACAGGCACGAAAGUUCAUAUAAAUGCACAAUGGGCAGCCCUAUUUGACAGAAAGGAAACAAGCCACAGAACAAAAACAUCUGAUAACCCAUUGGAGAAACAUAAAGAAGUAUUUUUUGUAUGCGUGACCUGUCUUGAAAAUCACAAGCCUUUUAUGCAGAGUAAAAUGACAAGAAACAAUACAUCCACUAUCACAAGACACAAUCAAAGACAUCAUACUGACUGCUCAAAAAGCUGGAUAGUACAAAAGUAUAUCAAGAAAUUCGAAGCUUUGACUGAUAAACUACAAAAUGAAACGGCAGUGGUAAAAAAUCUUUCAGCAACCUCAGGUUUAGGCAAGUGUUCAAAAGCUAGUAAUAGGGACUCGGGUCUUAAUCAGGCAUCCUACGAAGGGAGUUACUUUGGAAGUGAGGCAAACAGUUGCCCUGAUCGGCCUGAUGAACCAAAAACCACUGAAGAUGAACCGCCUUCAAAGAUGCAGAAGAGCAAUCCUUCCAAUUCAGGACCAAACACAAUGUGCGUGAAUGAAAAGAGCAAACAACAAAGCUGUAUCUCAUUUCAGAAGGAACCAAAUACAACGAUGCCAAACAGGGAACCAAACAUGGAAAACAUGAUGAGUAUGUUGCAAAAGAUAUUGAUAUCGGUGGAUGCCAACAGGAAAACAGAUAGUGUACAUGUUCAGUCAGAUCCUGAUUUUAGAAAAUACGACUUCAAAAGCUAUUCAGAUAUAUCAGAGAUUGCAGCUAAUGUUGAAGAUAUUGUUUUCAUUCCUGCAGGUAAUAGUUGUUUUUAUCAAUCAAACUAUAGGUUAGAUUUUUACCCCCAAACAUAAAUUGCAUCUUUUUGUUCCUCCCGUAUAUGAAAUAGUGCGCAAUAGACCAAUUGAUGCAUCUAUCUCUUUUGUAUUUCGUAAACUAGCUCGUAUAUAUUAGAUUUAUGAAUAUACAUUAAUUUUAUAAUAUACAGUAGGUGAUGGAAAAAUUGGGGACAAACAACCAGGAAAGGCUAUACUUCGUUUUUGCAAUUAAGGAUCCACUAUGA